This is a messenger RNA of Henningerozyma blattae CBS 6284, 2937 nucleotides long. Its product is annotated as vacuolar protein sorting-associated protein 35. The transcript has a single exon. Gene Ontology annotation, cellular component: retromer, cargo-selective complex; retromer complex; late endosome. Gene Ontology annotation, biological process: retrograde transport, endosome to Golgi; intracellular protein transport. Lineage: Eukaryota; Fungi; Ascomycota; Saccharomycetes; Saccharomycetales; Saccharomycetaceae. Bases 1 to 2937 code for a protein of 978 amino acids. The record is from RefSeq and is a predicted model, not a curated record.
AUGUCAUAUUCAGACUCGUUAGAUAAAGCUAGUCGUAUUAUAAAGAAAGAAUCCAGCAGUAUUCAAAAAACUGUAACCCAUAGGAAUUUAAUGGGGGCUUUGAAACAUUGUUCUGUGAUGUUGACAGAAUUAAGAAACCCAAACCUAUUACCAAAACAAUAUUACGAGUUAUAUAUAAUGAUAUAUGAUACUCUAUCGAUAUUAUUGCCCUAUCUAGUGGAAAAUCAUCAGAAAAGACAUCAUUUGGCAGAUUUAUAUGAAUUGGUACAAUAUGCUGGUAAUAUUGUACCAAGAUUGUACUUGAUGAUAACUGUGGGAACUGCAUAUUUGAAAUGCGAUGAUGCUCCUGGUGAAGAAUUAUGUAAAGAUAUGAUAGAGAUGUGUCGUGGGAUACAAAAUCCUAUACGAGGUCUCUUUUUGCGUUAUUAUUUGUCUCAAAGAACCAAGGGAAUCUUACCGACACCUGAUAAUUCUAUCGAUUUUAGUUGUCAUUUCAUUAUUACCAAUUUUGUAGAGAUGAAUAAAUUAUGGGUUAGAUUACAACAUCAGGGUCCAUUGAAAGAAAGAAAUAAGAGAUCCAAAGAGAGGAAAGAAUUACAAAUUUUGAUUGGUACUCAAUUGGUAAGAUUAUCACAUAUCAUUGGAGAUGAUAAUUUGACUCUAUAUAAAGAUAAAUUCUUACCCUUGAUUCUAGAUCAAAUUGUACAGUGUAGAGAUGUGAUUUCUCAAGAAUAUCUCUUGGAUGUCAUUUGUCAAGUUUUCCCAGAUAAUUAUCAUUUAAAUACGUUGGAUAUGUUAUUAGAUACAACUUUACAAUUAAAUCCAGAUGUUGCCAUUCAUACAGUAGUAUUAAGUUUUGUCAACAGACUUAAUGGAUACAUGGAUAGAUGUGAAGCUGCUCACUCCCAAGAGAAUAAUAAAAAAGAUGAUUCAUUCGCUUAUAAGAAAAAUAGUAUUAAUGUGUUUCAAAUAUUUUGGAAUUAUCUGUCGUAUUUGAAUGAGGAAAGACCAGACUUCACUUUAAAUCAAAUCAUACCUUUGGUAGAGAGUAUAUUAGAAUUAUCUUUACGUUGGUAUCCUAAAAAUUUACAAAAUUUAAAUGCUUUAUAUAGUUUUACAGUGGAAAAAUGUAAUGAUUUUGGUCCAAAUUUAAUUUCAGAAAAGGAAAAUGAAGUUUUAUUUUUAAAUUUAUUAACUUUGUUAGAUAUAUCUGAACAAUUAAUUACUACAUCAAAACAAAAAUUCUUUUAUUUAUUAAUUACUCACUGUGAGUCUUAUCGUCAUCUUUUAUCAUUACAAUCGACAAAUAUUCAAAUUAAAGUAGCAGAAACAUUAUUAGACAUUUUCAUUAAUUUCAAUCCCAUAGACAUUAAUCCAAUAGAGUUGAAAGAUGAUUUAAAGCAUGCACUUAUAGAUUCAAGAUCAAAUUUCAUCUAUUUGGAAUCUACUCAACAUCUAGAUAAUUUAUUAACUAUUUUCAUUCCAAUUUUAAAUCUAGGAAAUUCUAAAAAUUUGAAAUUAAAAUCUUCAUCAUUAGAUAAACAAUUGAUUGGUGAUAGAGAUAGAAAUGGUUCAGAAAUUGUUCAUACCAUAUCCGGUUCAGAAGAACAAAAAAAACUAUUAAACGAAAUUCAUUCACAAUCUCAUCAUUUCCAUCGUCAAGAAAAUGAUUCCAUACUUGAUAUAGAUCAUGAAUUACCUUUAAAUCCUUUACAAGAAAAGAUUGCAAAAUUUUCUCAUGUAUUAAUGUUCAUUAUAAAUUCAAGUAUUCAAAAAGAUAAAAUUAUUGAAUUUAGAAAUAAUACUGAUAAUCAUUAUAAAGAUAACGAAGUUAUAAUCAUAAAAUUAUUGGAAAAGGAAAUCAAAUGUUUAUUAAUUUUAAAAAAUUGGUACUUAAAGGGUAAUAAAAAUAUUCAAUUUACUUUCCCAUCAGUUAUAACUCAAUUUUGGAAAAUUAUUAGAAAGUCAUAUAUUUUGAAAAAACAAAAUUUGUUAAUUGAAAAAUUCGAUUAUAUUGCUAAAUUAUGUUUUAAACAUGUUUCUCGUUGUAUUAAUGAGUUAUUCAAUUUAUGUGGAUCUAAAAUGAAUGAUUCAGUUUAUAAAUUUUAUUUGACAAGUGCAUCGUUAGCUGAUCAAUUAUUUUUAACUGAAGUUUCAUAUGAUUUUUUUUCGCAAGCAUUUACAAUUUUUGAAGAUUCUUUAAGUGAUUCAAAGACCCAAUUCCAAGCUCUAAUAUUUAUGUGUCAAACUUUACAAAAGACAAGGUCUUUAUAUGUAGACUCUUAUUAUGAACAAUUGAUUGUAAGAUGUACUUUACAUGCUUCAAAAUUAUUGAAAAAACAGGACCAAUGCCGAGCAGUAUAUUUAUGUUCACAUUUAUGGUGGGCCACAGAAAUUGCAUAUUUAGGUGAAGAAGAUGAUGAAGAUGAUGAACUUAAUAAAGAUGAUAAAAAAUUGCAAAAGCAUGAUGAAUUAUAUCAUGAAGGUAAAAGAGUUCUAGAAUGUUUACAAAAAUCUCUAAGAACUGCGGAUUCUAUUAUUGAUAAUAUUCAAAGUUGUGAAUUAAUGAUUGAAAUAUUAAAUAGAUGCUUAUAUUAUUUCAUUCAUGAUCAAGAAUAUGAUACCCAUGUUACAGUAAAAUAUAUUAAUGGAUUAAUAGAAUUAAUUAAAAUUAAUUUAAAGACGAUGAAAAAUGAAGAAGAAAUUGAAGAGGGAACUUCUAAUAACUCAAAAUCAAGUAUAAAUGAUAAUAAUCAAAACAACAACGGCAACGCAAGUAAUAGUGUCACUAGUGCAUUAUUUGGGAUUGAAGAAACCUUUAAUUCCUUACAAUUACAAGAUCCUGAGAAUAAAGAUAAAAAUCUUGUUGUAAUGGGACUAGAUGGUACAUUUAUAUCAUUUUUGAAAAUAAAACUGGCGUUUCAAUGGAAGAAAUGA